CAUCCGGUUCCAGGGCCAAUGAGAAAAGCGGAAGUUUAGUGUGUUGUUCCGGCAAGUGACAGAAUCCCUCAGCUUGCUUCGCCUCCAAUCAUGGAGCAAUUCUGGCAGCUGUGAGCAAUAGUGGACGAUACCGAUCAAACCAUCAUAUAUUCCCCGCGGGCCUGCGCUCCCUCUGCCGAUCCCGUCCUCCGGCCUCUGCUAAUCUGCAUGGAGCGGCGGCCGUCGCGCUGGAUUUAUCAGGCGCGCGCGUGUUUUUCUGUGCUCGUGUGCUAAGGAUGGUCAACGCACCGUAAUGAGCCCGACAAUUCGCGCUGAAACUACCCAGGAAGGUCAAGGCGUUGUGAACGGGCCGAAGGGUGUCAGGCCGACCGAAGCAGCGAGGCACCCGCAAAGCCUUCAGGCACAAAGUCGAACUCAAGAGUCCCGCAGAUUGAGGAAAAUCUCCGUCCACCAGAGCUGAGCGGAGCUAGGCUGCUGCUGGGUCAACUCGCCGUCUGAGGCACAUCUUCACUUCUCAUGAUGAGUACAGUCAGAGGUGGAGGGGUUUCAUGGAGACCACAGCCAUGGAAGGAUGCAGACAGAGGUGGUGGAGAGCCUCUGUCAGAUAGCGACUCUGAGGAAGAAGAUUUUCCUGAUGACUACUCCACUCCCUUGGGGGAAUAUGUAACUCAGGGGUUGAAGCAGCUGCUUGAUGCUCAGCAGUUGUGUGAUGUCACUCUUUUGGUGGAGGGAAAAAAGUUCAUGUGUCACAGAGUUCUUUUAGCAGCAGUCAGUCCAUAUUUCCGUGCCAUGUUUACCAGUCCUCUGGUGGAGUCCCGUCUUACUGAGAUCCGACUGGAGGAGGUGACGCCCUACGUUAUGGAGACCGUUAUCCACUUUGUUUAUACAGGGGAAGCUGGUCUUUGUCUCGACACAGCGGAGGAUUUGUUUGUUGCAGCCCAUCGUCUUCAAGUGAUGCCCUUGCAGGACCUGUGCUCUCGAUUUCUUUUCGAACACCUGUCUGUGGAGAACUGCCUGGGUAUGUACUCUCUGGCUCGUUCCCAUCAUGACCAGCUGCUUCUUCGGGCUUCUUUGAGGCUGGUGGGCCAGCAUUUCCCUCGAGUAGCCCGGCAGCAAGACUUCCUCCUUUUGGACCCAGGAACUCUUGGCAGUUUGUUGGAGUCGGAUAGACUGGGUGUCGAGUCUGAGACUGAAGUUUAUGAUGCAGCAAGACGCUGGGCUGAAUUCCAGCCUGCUGAUCGCUACAUUCACAUGCCCAAUCUGCUACGCCAUUUACGCCCUGGUCUUCUGGGUCCCGAUGAGAAUCACAGAAUGAACAAGGAGCUCGGGCCUCGAGCUAGUACCGAAGGCAUGGGAGGACCGCUGAAACCUCGAGAAGGCAUGUUUGAGAAGAAAAUAGUCUGUGUAGAUCUCAAGCCGAGAGAGGACGAGUCUUUACAAGAGAGGGACUUCACGGUGGAUUGCUUUGACCCUCGUACUGGAAAAUGGGAGAAGCUGGCAGCCUUGGGAUCAUUGCUUUGCCCCGGCUGCACAGCAGUCGGAGGUCGAUUAUUUGUGGCUGGAGGUAUCCUGAGGAGUGGCCAGGUUUCAUCGUCACUGCAUGAGUAUGACGUUGUACUCAACCGCUGGAUUUCAAGACCACUUAUGGCUGAACCACGAGCGAUGUUGGGUCUUCUUGGCUGCGGUGGGUUUUUGUACGCUCUCGGUGGCUGCAACCGAACCGCUUUUCUGGAUACGUGCGAAAAAUUUGACCUAAAUGCACUGACCUGGGCAUCAGGACCUCGUUUGCCAUUGCCAUUGCGCUCUUUUGCCUGCGCUGCCCUUCGAUGUCGCCUCUACUUGCUUGGUGGUACCACAUUAGAGCAGAGCAGGGCUGUGGUGCAUGCUGGCGUGCUUAUUUACCACACUGUUACAAGGACCUGGAGCCGUGUUGCCCUCGACUCUGGCGCCACCUGCCUGGCAGGAGGAGUAGCAGUGCGCGGUGGCGUUUGUGCCAUAGGAGGUUACUUGCGUGACGCCGCUAAGUUCCUUGACGGCAACUACACCCAGGCAGAACCACUGGAUGCCACAGGACGUGUGCUGUUCUUCAGAGAGGGCCGAGGAUCGGGAGUAGAGCGAGAGGUUGCGGUCGGUGUAGAGCGAGGCGGUGGCGGAAGCGAUCGUGCACCAAGUCCUGUGGUUUUCCCAGGCCUACCGAGGCGCAUUGCGGCCGGAGGUGUGGCUAGAUGGAAACGCAGGAUUUACGUUUUGGGAGGUGAGAACGGAUCAAGAUUUUACGACAGUGUGUACUGCUGGAAGCCUGGCUGGCGAAGCUGGGUCCAGAGACGGGAGAAACUGCCCGGUGAUACCGGAGGAGUUAGCCAAUUUGGAUGUACCACCCUGAAGUUCCCCAAAAAACACAUUUUAACACGUCUUCGUGCUGCUCAGCAGAAACGAGGCAAGGAGAAACGGCCGACCAGGUCAUGCAGAGUCCUGCGGUACGACCGGGCGAGUCAGGAAGUGUGAUUUUGUUUUUUCAAAAAGACAUGUAGGCAUUUCGGACUCGUUAAUGCACCUACUUCUACAUCCUUUACUCUUGGUUGAUGUCUAGAUGUUUUGAAAGUCAUGAUUUCAUUUCUGCAAGCUGAACGCAAUUUUUGUUUACUAAGUAUUGAUAGAAGACGUGCAUACGAUUUCUUUUUUGUAAGUUCUUCAUUGAUGCCCAGUUAAGAUUUCGGAUACGGUGUCAUCUUGAAGAAUAAUAAAAUGUUUGAAUCACAGCAAGAAAACAGGUUGUAAACAAGUUUGAAGAGUACAGUCACUGAAGUUUUGAAACUUUUUUUAUUUGCUUAAUUCCUGUGAAGCUGAAUUUAUCUUUACUGACAUUAAUUGCUACCCUAAGAUCAGUUGUUUCUACUGUGAAGUCAUCGAUUAAAUAUGAGAUCUCGAAGUAGAAUCGCUUACAUUUUUUAUUGACUACAGUGGUGAUAAAUGACACAUAUCAAAGCCAUGUUAAGCAACAUCAGAUGAUUAAGCCAGGUCUCUGACAUUAGAGAUGCCAAAAUUUGCAUUUAAUGCUGGAUGGAAAAACAUUUCCAUAAUCUGCUAAUUUAAAUGUUGGAUGAUUUUUCUUUUAGAUCAAGUUGUUUCACAUGCAUCCCUCAAAAUAAUUUACUUGAAGUAAAAAAAAAACAUUGUUCUGGAAAUUCAGAAAUUUUACCUUUUACAGAAUUCAUUUUAAUUGAAGUGCAUUGUUACUUCUGUGCACUUUAAACUAAAUGUAAAUUAUUAUAAAUAAAAAAAGAAGCGAGUUUUCCCAUUUGCUACAAUGGCCAUGUACACACUAAACUAACGUUUCAGGAUUGACAACCGCAUUUAAAUUCAUUGAAUUCCUUAAAUAUCAUAACGUUUUUAUUGAACAAGACUUGAACCCAAAACUGUGAUAACUGACACACAAUGGUAAUCAAACAUCUUGCAUCCACUGUUUUUGUUAAUGUUACAGCAGCCAAAUAUGUCCAUUUGAACUAAACCACCAUCAAAAGAAAGUCCCGGGGCUAUUGUUUUUUCAGUCAGGCUACCAAAAUUUAUCAACAGCGUGCCUGGCAGGCUAUCUAGAUAGAGAUUAGUAUCCUGAACAAUAAAACAGUUAAAAAACAAUAGCCCCAGGACUUCGGGCUACCAGAUUUUGCGAGUCCUGGUUCGAGGAUAAUAAUAUCACCUCUUAAAGUUUCCAGAAGUUUUGAAGUGUUUGCAAAAGAACCAAGUUGUAUUCCUCAAGGAACGCUGAAUCAAAUGAAUUGUUUUUUUACGGAUGUAAAAGCUUCUUCAUGGAACCUUUACCAAUAAAGAAAUGCCUUUUAAAUAGUGUAAAUGAUUCUUAAGUGACUCUGUUUUGGAGUAAUUUAAUUUUCAGUGACAUUUUAAGUUUAUUAUUAUACUUUUCUGAAGAUCUGGCAACAUUAAUGAGCUUAGACAUGCAUCAUCCAACGUGAUUUCGCAUUGAAUUAUCGCGCCAUCGACAACUAGUUCUAGUUGUUUAGUUAGUUUUGUAGAAUUUUUCAAUUUUCAGUUUAUUUUGUAGAACGAUUUAAUGACUAAAAUAUAACCUGGCAACCGAAUUUCCCAGCGACGUGUACGUGAGCUAUUUGCAACAUUUUGUUUUGUCCUCUUCAGGAUAUGAUGUGAAAACAGUUUGAUCCCUAAUUUAUUAUUGCGUUAUUCUGUUUUUGACACAUACAGAUUCAUCCGCGACGGAAAGACAGUUGCUAAUAAAUAACAACAACAUCAAUGCGCUAUUAAAAUAUACUCUGUUGCUAACUCUGCUGUAUCUCAAAUGAUAUUAACAAGUUGAAAUGUAAUUCUGAAAUGCAUUUACUAUACCUGUCCUUUUUUAUUAAGAUGAAUGAUAUUCAAGACACAAAACUUUCGGACUGAGGUUUCUGUCUUUGAUUCUUACAUGCUAACAUCGAACAAUAACGCAGUCUUAACAUUAACACUGUCCAUGUGUUGAUUCUUCAGUAUCUCGUGUGAUUUAUUUCUUUCAUAGGAGGAUUGCGUUAAUCAUCAGAUAGUGAUUGAUCAUUUUCUGCACAUGGUUGUAACGCACUGUUCAGCUUGCCCUCAAUGCCGUGGAUCAGUAUGCCUAUAUGUAACGCUUUAAUGGCAUCUUUUUUGGGUUUAGCUGCUCAUCAUCUCAUCAGAAAAUGUUUUAAAUCUAGAAUUGCAAUAGAAACCAAAUGACUGCUCUUUGUCUGACUUCAUUUUCUGUUCUUUUUAAAAGUUAUUGUAACUUCGUCUUACAGUAACAUUGCUUUCUCAGAGACAAAGGGGACUCUGUAUUUUCAUCUGAUGUCAAGCAGGUCUGUUUGUUUUUAAAGACCUAAAGUUGUCAAAUAUUGAACGUCGUUUGAAUGGAAAAUUCUGUGCUCUGGUUUGCAUUAAAAUAAACUGAUCGCAAGUA
Danio aesculapii is the source of this 4939-nucleotide messenger RNA. RefSeq lists its product as uncharacterized. Bases 517 to 2505 code for a protein of 662 amino acids. The record is from RefSeq and is a predicted model, not a curated record. NCBI's taxonomy places the organism in Eukaryota, Metazoa, Chordata, Actinopteri, Cypriniformes, Danionidae. The transcript has 5 exons. Gene Ontology annotation, molecular function: protein binding.